AUGGAAACCACCAACAUCUCUUCUGGGGAUGCUGGCCGCCCUCGUCGCCCGCUGAAGCUGGUCUUUGGCAAGGAGAGGAGGACCGAGGUGGCCUCGUCUGAGCCCACCUCUGAGGCCCAAGGCGUCAUCACUGCGGCAACUCGGAUCAGCCGGACUGGUCGAGUCCUCAAAGCCCCGACUGCUUUUAUCCCGGCCCCCGCCGCUGCUGGCAGCGGUGGAAAACGCCGACGCGGUGGUAAGAAAGCCACCAGCAUCAAUUGUGCGGAGUGCGGACGGGGACAUAGUCCCAGUAACAACCCAAUCGUCCUCUGCGAUGGGUGCGAGUCUGCGUGGCACAAGCAUUGCCACAACCCGCAAAUUCCAAAUGGCGCCAUCCAGAACCUAGACACCGAAUGGAAGUGCAAUCAUUGCGAGCCUUCUCAACGCAGUGGCAUCAAGGCUAAGUUCGUGAAAGGCAAGCUCGUCAAGAUGAAGCUGGCCAAGGAUCCAAAGCCUGCCCACAAAGCUGAGCCCAAUUCAACAACAUCAGCCCGGAUCGAAGUUGCUGGCAACGACUUUACGGAUACCGAAAAGCGCGCCUGGCUUUCGGGCUUGUCUCAUUCUCUGCUCGUAGAAAUGCUCGUCGACAUUUCUAGCAAGAACCCAUCUUUGCCAAUCUUCCCUGCCAACAUGAAGGAGUUGCCCCUCUGCAAGUUUGCCGUUCCUUCGGCCAGGCCAUUAAGUGCCCAAUCUGCACCACCCUCUGAGAAGCGCACACAUGACGGGGCUACAGCUAUCGACAGCCGCCUUUCACGCACUCGUUCGAACUCAGCUGUGCCUGUUGCCACUCUUGACUCGAUGUCAUCGCCCAACCAACAAUGGUCAUCCAGCGAUACCGCCGACGAGAGCUUCCUCCCAACGAACAUGAGCGGCGGGCAAUUCACACAAGAUCCCGAGCAUUCUACCACGCCUGCUCUGUCUUCCGACGCCCCGAGUCCGUACGAGGCGGAGCUCUUGACCGACAGCGAGGGGGGCGACAUCCCAUUCGAUGAUCACCGCGUCUACCCCAAGCCGGGUAACGGCUUUGCUCUUUUGUCGGAUCCGGCAGAUCUCGACAUUCUCAGUGAGGAUCCUGAAACGAAAACCUUCAGUCAUGCUCUACAUGUGUCAGUCGCAAGGAGAGUCACCGGGAACUAG
Messenger RNA from Penicillium maclennaniae, 1176 nucleotides. Its product is annotated as phf1/phf2 family PHD finger domain-containing protein. Gene Ontology annotation, biological process: regulation of DNA-templated transcription; chromatin organization. Lineage: Eukaryota; Fungi; Ascomycota; Eurotiomycetes; Eurotiales; Aspergillaceae. Gene Ontology annotation, molecular function: DNA binding; chromatin binding. The transcript is spliced from 2 exons. The coding region runs from base 1 to 1176 and encodes 391 amino acids. Gene Ontology annotation, cellular component: nucleus. The record is from RefSeq and is a predicted model, not a curated record.